AUGACACCCAGAGGUACUCCCUUCAGGGAUGAACUUCACAUAAAUGAAGACAUGGACAUGCACGAAAGUGCAAAACUUGAGAGGCAGAGACGAGAGGAAGCUAGGAUGAGCCUACGCUCUGGUCUGACUGGGCUUCCUCAGCCAAGGAACGAAUACCAAAUAGUUGCACAACCUCCUCCUGAAGAAAGUGAAGAGCCAGAAGAGAAAAUUGAAGAAGACAUGUCAGACAGGAUAGCUAGGGAAAAGGCUGAGGAGGAAGCAAGACAGCUAGCGCUGCUUAGGAAAAGGUCCAAGGUGUUGCAGAGAGAUCUUCCCAGACCCCCAGCAGCUUCAUUGGAACUAAUUAGGAAUUCGUUUCUUUCAGCCAACCGAGACAAAAGUUCUGUUGUUCCUCCUAGUCCAGUUGAUGAUCAGAUGAAAUGGUAA
This is a messenger RNA of Eruca vesicaria subsp. sativa (arugula), 426 nucleotides long. NCBI's taxonomy places the organism in Eukaryota, Viridiplantae, Streptophyta, Magnoliopsida, Brassicales, Brassicaceae. The record is from the annotation of a GenBank genome assembly.